Frankliniella occidentalis (western flower thrips) is the source of this 968-nucleotide messenger RNA. RefSeq lists its product as uncharacterized. The transcript has a single exon. The record is from RefSeq and is a predicted model, not a curated record. The coding region runs from base 18 to 956 and encodes 312 amino acids. Lineage: Eukaryota; Metazoa; Arthropoda; Insecta; Thysanoptera; Thripidae.
CUCCUUCCGCAGCCCAGAUGAAGAGGGAAAUCAGCGCGUUGACUCAUCAACUCCGGGAAGCCCUGAACUCAAGAGAAGCCAUCGAGAAGGAAUACAUCGCAUCCGAAGCAGCGAAGAGAGCCCUUGAAGCCGCCGUUGGAAAAAGUACCAAAGUGGUGAGUGGAAAACUACCUGCCUUUUGGUCCGACAAACCAAGUGUGUGGUUCGCUCAGGCUGAGUCACAUUUCGCGACUCAAAAUAUUUUGCAAGACGCUACAAAGUAUCAUUAUGUUGUGGGUCAGCUAGAUACAGCUACUGCUUCUGAAGUAGAGGACAUUAUCACUGGUCCUAUGGGAGGCCGAACGUAUGCAAAUUUAAAAGAAAAUCUAAUUUCUCGGCUGUCCGAUUCUGAGCAAAAACGCGUGCGUAAAUUAAUUUUAGAGGAAGAAAUGGGCGAUCGCAAGCCGUCACAGUUUCUACGUCACUUGCGUUCACUUGCUGGUUCUAGCGCUGCAGUGAGCGAUGCACUGCUCUCUCAGAUUUGGUUACAACGCUUACCUUCCACUGCCUCUGCAAUUUUGUCAUCCCACGCUAAUUUGGAUUUGAACGCACUUGCAACGAUGGCGGACAAAAUUGUAGAAGUGGCCCCUCCUCCCUCUGCCGCGGUCCUCGCUAUCAAAAAUAAUCCGGCCCCAGAGGUGAACACGGUCCUGCUUGAAAAAAUGGACAAGAUGGAACGACUCAUCGCUAGUCUCAUGACGUCACCGGAUCGCCGCGACGAUAGGCAACCGCGCUCUCGUUCUCGCUCUCAUUCGGGCUCUACUACGUCGCGUUCUCGCUCUCAAAAUAAUUUCCGAAGCAACAACAGCCCAGCGCGCGAUGCUGAGUGUUGGUACCACUCGCGCUACGGUGACGACGCGCGCAAGUGCGUCGCUCCCUGCGCCUACAAGGGAAACGCCAACGGCAACCUGCCGUAGUUGGCGCGGCGG